AUGGCGUGUAAGAAGCCUGGAAAAGGAGGGAGAGUAGGUGAUGAAGGUCUGGGAACAGUAACCACUUUGAUUGCUGAUGAGGGACCAUAUGAGCUGUCCUGGUGGCCGUACUACCCAGGACUAAUGUUACAGGGAGCCCAGGUUAGACUUCAGCAGAAGCUGAAGGGGACUGGACUGCAGGUAUCUGGGUUUUUCCUUGGCCAACCUCUUGGAGGCAAUCUUGCCUCCAGUGACCCAGACAUCUAUGAUGGGGACAAGGAGGAUCCCCCCACUCCACUGUCCCAGUUUACCACAGCUGAAGCAGUUGCUGGGAUCUCAACCACCUGGAGAUCUGCUGCCAAAACACUCAUGGAAAAAGGUACAUGUACUCUGGUCAUCAUACCUCCAACAGGAACUUCCCAUAGUGGAAGCAAGGGAGUGUUUGAAGGUGCCUAUGGGGGGACAGGUGAAGCUGUUGAUAUGGCUCAGAAACCCCGUAAUGAUCUUUUGGAUACACCUUUAAAGGACCCUGAUAUUGUCCUUUAUACAGAUGGAUCCUCUUUUAUAAAAGAAGGCACCUGUUACACUGGGGCUGCUGUAGUUUCUGAUUAUGAUACUAUUUGGACAACUUCUCUGCCAUCCCAUUUUAGUGUGCAAGCUGCUGAACUUGUGGCUCUCACACAAGCCUUACAAAUAGAAGUGGAAGAAGAAGAGGAAGAAGAUGACACUGAAGAGAGCUCAAGUGAAGAAGAAGAGGAAGAAAAGUUGCCACGAAGAAAGAGCAUGAGACCGCAGAGGAAAAGGAACAGGGAUGUUAUCAGUGAGGAUGACCCACCGCCGGAACCUGAGGAUGAAGAAACCAGAAAAGCAAGGGAAAAAGAGAGGAGGAGGAAGAUGAAGAGAGGAGCAGAUGAAGAUGAUGAAAUUGAUGAAGAAGAAUUGGAGAGAAUGAAAGCAGAGUUAGAUGAAAAAAGGCAAGUUAUUGCUACAGUCAAGUGUCAACCAUGGAAGAUGGAAAAGAAGAUCCAAGUCUUAAAGGAAGCCAAAGAAUUUGUAAGCGCAAAUGAAGGAGCACUUGGGAAAGGAAAAGGAAAACGAUGGUUUGCAUUCAAAAUGAUGAUGAAAAAAAAAUGGGCAAAAUUUCUUCGUGAUUUUGAAAUCUUCAAGCAGGCAUGUAUACCAUGGGAAAAUAAAAUCAAAGCUGUUGAAAGCCAGUUUGGGUCAUCAGUUGCCUCUUAUUUUCAUUUCUUGCGGUGGAUGUAUGGAGUGAAUAUGGUUCUCUUUGUACUGACAUUUAGCCUUAUCAUGUUACCCGAGGCAUUAUGGGGUUUGCCAUAUGGAAGUUUACCUAGAAAAACUGUCCCAAGAGCUGAAGAAGCAACUGCCCAGAACUUUGGUGUGCUGUAUGACUUCAAUGGCAUGGCACAAUAUUCUGUCCUCUUUUACGGCUAUUACGACAAUAAACGGACAAUUGGAGCAAUGAAUUUUAGGAUGCCUCUCUCCUACUUUCUGGUGGGAAUAAUGUGCAUUGGAUACAGCUUCCUGAUUGUCAUCAGAACGAUGGCAAAGAAUCUUGGUGAGGAUGGAGGCGGGGAUGACAACACUUUCAAUUUCAGCUGGAAAAUGUUCACAAGCUGGGACUUCCUGAUUGGUAACCCUGAAACAGCAGACAACAAAUUUAACUCCAUCAUAAUGAACUUUAAGGAAGCUAUUGAUGAGGAAUUUGCAGCCCAAAGGGAAGAAAACGUCCACUUGAUCCGAUUCCUGAGGUUUCUUGCUAACUUCUUCUGUUUCCUCACACUUGGUGCAAGUGGAUAUCUCAUUUUUUGGGCUGUGAAGCGAUCCCAGGAAUUUGCCCAGCAAGAUCCAGACACCCUUGGGUGGUGGGAAAAAAAUGAAAUGAAUAUGAUCAUGUCUCUCCUGGGAAUGUUCUGUCCAACUCUAUUUGAUUUAUUUGCUGAGCUGGAAAACUAUCACCCCCUUAUAGCUCUGAAAUGGCUAUUGGGUCGCAUCUUUGCUCUUCUUCUGGGCAACUUGUAUGUAUUUAUUCUUGCCUUGUUGGAUGAGAUCAAUAACAAACUGGAAGAAGAGAAAUUAGUUAUGGCAAAUAUCACCAUAUGGGAAGCAAACAUGAUCAAAGCCUUCAAUUCAUCUCAGAGUGAAAACAGCACUGGUCCUCCUUACUUUGUGGAACCUGCUGAUGUACCCAGGGGACCCUGCUGGGAAACAAUGGUAGGACAGGAAUUUGUGCGACUGACUGUGUCUGAUGUCCUGACAACUUAUGUCACAAUUCUCAUUGGUGACUUUGUAAGAGCCUGCUUUGUCAGGUUUUGCAAUUACUGCUGGUGCUGGGACCUGGAAUAUGGCUAUCCAUCUUACACUGAAUUUGAUAUCAGCGGCAAUGUCCUAGCACUGAUCUUCAAUCAAGGCAUGAUCUGGAUGGGAUCUUUUUAUGCUCCUUGCCUCCCAGCUAUCAACAUACUCCGUCUGCAUACAUCCAUGUACUUUCAGUGCUGGGCUGUGAUGUGUUGCAAUGUUCCUGAGGCCAGGGUCUUCAAAGCCUCCAAAUCUAAUAAUUUUUACUUGGCUAUGCUUCUGCUUAUUCUCUUCCUCUCUACAAUGCCAGUGCUGUAUAUGAUUGUCUCCUUCCCACCAUCUUUUGACUGUGGCCCAUUCAGUGGCAAAAACAGAAUGUUUGAAGUCAUUGGUGAAACUCUGGAGCAUGAUUUCCCCAGCUGGUUGGCAAAAAUAUUAAGACAGCUCUCUAACCCUGGACUUGUCAUUGCUGUCAUUUUGAUCUGGUGUAUCUUGACUAUCUAUUAUCUCAAUGCUGCUAGCAAGGUACAGAAAACUGGAAACUUAGAGUUAAAGAAGAAGAUGAAGAUGCAAGCCGAGGAGAACAAAAUGAGAAACAAAAAAAUGGCAGCUGCAAGAGCAGCAGCUGCAGCAGGUGGCCAGUAACCUUAACAGACAACUCUGGGACUCAGGAAUACUUUUGACCUUGGAAAGGAAGAAUAAUGAGUUGUCUGAAUGUCCAAAGU
This is a messenger RNA of Dromiciops gliroides (monito del monte), 3020 nucleotides long. It is a transcript of the gene TMC1, whose product is annotated as transmembrane channel like 1. Gene Ontology annotation, cellular component: plasma membrane. Gene Ontology annotation, molecular function: RNA-DNA hybrid ribonuclease activity; mechanosensitive monoatomic ion channel activity; nucleic acid binding. NCBI's taxonomy places the organism in Eukaryota, Metazoa, Chordata, Mammalia, Microbiotheria, Microbiotheriidae. Gene Ontology annotation, biological process: vestibular reflex; detection of mechanical stimulus involved in sensory perception of sound. The record is from RefSeq and is a predicted model, not a curated record.